Didymosphaeria variabile is the source of this 1500-nucleotide messenger RNA. RefSeq lists its product as uncharacterized. Bases 1 to 1500 code for a protein of 499 amino acids. Gene Ontology annotation, molecular function: protein-macromolecule adaptor activity; ubiquitin protein ligase binding. Gene Ontology annotation, cellular component: cytoplasm; cytosol; plasma membrane. The record is from RefSeq and is a predicted model, not a curated record. NCBI's taxonomy places the organism in Eukaryota, Fungi, Ascomycota, Dothideomycetes, Pleosporales, Didymosphaeriaceae. The transcript is spliced from 2 exons. Gene Ontology annotation, biological process: ubiquitin-dependent endocytosis.
AUGCUCGUCCAGCUCCACCUCGACCAACCGCAUGACGGUCCACAGCACUACACCAACCUCGAUGUCCUUAGCGGCAAAGUCCUUCUCCGAGUUCCAAACCCUGGCAAUGUCACCAGCAUCGUGGUCAAGCUUGAGGGAGAGUCGCGCACGAGAUUGCUGGCACCCGUGAGACCGGAUCGGCCGGACAAACAGAGACCUGUGUUGGAAGUUCACAAGUUCUUGUACAAGACGCAGGUAGUAUGGCCAGCUAAUACUCGGCCGGAGGAUGUCAAUCCAAAAGCCAGCUUCACUAUCAACUCGGGGAACUACGAGUACCCUUUCCAAUUCAAGAUCCCACUUAAUACUCAAUGUCAGCAGCAGAAUAGCCUGACCACGAACGUUUCCUUCGCAAAUAUGGUGCCCGAGGUAGCCAAGUCACCAACACAGCACAUCAAGACAACCCUUCCACCGUCCUUAAGCGGCUUUCCGGGCGAGGCGGAGAUAAGAUACUACGUAAAGGUGACGGUGAAUGUGCCCCAGUUCUACAAAGAGAAUCCACGGGCUACAGCCAAUUUCACUCUGCUGCCCAUCGAGCCACCUCGCCCAGCAGCAGCAGACGGCGAGGCAUACGCGAGGAGGCAACAUCAGUUCCUAGAGAGCUUCCAGAGUCCUACUAUGGGCAAGAAGAAAGGCAUCUUCGACAGGAAGUCUUCCUCAGGCCCUACAUCACCGACUGCCACUACGACGCCACGUGUGACCGUUGAUGCACGCCUCCCAAAUCCUGCCAUCCUUGCAGCGAACCAAGAUGUACCAUUGAGACUCCUUGUGAAGAAUAUGAGCGAGCGCACAAAGAAUGUGUAUCUACAAAUGCUUCAGAUCGAGCUUAUAGGCUACACCAAAGUUCGGGCGCACGAGGUAACAAGGACCGAAUCAAACAGUUGGAUCCUAGCCAGCAUGAGCAACAUGGCCAUUCCCAUCGGCUCGCCCUCGGACCCAGUCGGUACAGAAAUUCCCAUCAACCCGGAAUACUGGUCCGGCAAGUCCAUUCCCAACUCUGUAGCCCCGACAUUCACAGCCUGUAAUCUGAGCCGGUUCUACGAGCUUGAAGUGCGCGUCGGCAUAGGCUACGGCUCCUACAACCACGGCGAGGAUCAGCUCGUCGUCCUCCCGCUUCGCCUGCCUGUGAAAGUUUACUCGGGCAUUGCUCCCCCCAAGGCCCUUUUGGACGCUACGCUCGUAGGAGCCGACACGAAACUGAAGCCCGCAGCGGGACAAAGCCUCGACGCACCGCAGAUGCCACACGCGCCUACCACGCCGACGCAGCAGGGCGGCUUUCCGAACGCGUUUCCGCCUGCACAGGGCUCGCCCCAACAGGGAGCGCCCGCGUACGAGGAUGCGCCGCCCACUUAUGAGGAGGCUAUCGGGCAGGAUCUACCGCCUAUCAAUGGCAAUCGAGGUAAUUAUGAGCCUCCUCCUGUACCGGAGGAUGCGCCUAGGUUCUCUGAUGAGAAACGAAGAUAA